AUGGAGGAGCUGAGCAGCGUGGGAGAGCAGGUCUUCGCCGCCGAGUGCAUCCUCAGCAAGCGGCUCCGCAAGGGCAAGCUGGAGUACCUGGUCAAGUGGCGAGGCUGGUCCUCCAAGCACAACAGCUGGGAGCCCGAGGAGAACAUCCUUGAUCCAAGACUCCUCCUCGCUUUCCAAAAGAAGGAACACGAAAAAGAAGUGCAGAAUCGGAAGAGGGGGAAGCGGCCCAGGGGCAGGCCCAGGAAACAUGUGGAACCAGAGAUGCCUGCAAAAACUAAGUCAAGUAGCUCCUCUUCCUCCACAUCCUCCUCUUCCUCCUCCUCUGAUGAAGAGGAUGAAAGUGACCUGGAAGCAAAGAGAGGUCCCCGCAGCAGAGAGACUCACCCGGUACCGCAGAAGAAAGCUCAGAUCCUGGUGGCGAAGCCCGAAAUGAAAGACGCUUCCAGGAAGAAGCGUGGGCGGAAACCUCUUCCCCCGGAGCAGAAAGCGGCUCGAAGGACCGUGAACCUGACAAAGGUGCUGAAAUCGUCCCGGAAGGAGGUGGGCGGCAGUGCCAAGCUGAUGGGGAAGCUGCAGCCCCAGCACAGCACGCAGGGCUCGGGUAUGGCCGUGCUGAAGGACCCGCCGGGUGCCUUGGCUGGGCUCAGCUCGGGGGGUUCGUCCGCAGAAAACCUGCCCAACAUGAUGAAGAGCGGCUCCGCGAGCCCAAACCGGGCCAUCAGCUGGCAGAGCUCCAUCGUGCACUACAUGAACAGGAUGUCCCAAAGCCAGAACUCGGCAGAGACCUCGCCCCUGGGCAGGCUGGCGCUGAAGUCCCAGGCAUCCAGUAAGAGCGGCUUAGGGCUGGACUUAAAAAUGAGGAACCAGAAAGGAUCUGGGGAGCUUGGGCUGAGCGCGCAGGGACCCAAGACUGCCAAGGCUCCUAGCAGCGGCGCUGGAGGGGACCAGAAAUCGGGGUUUGCUGCGGGAGGCCAAACAAUGCACAACGGCAGCAAGACGCCGGCCGGCUCGUCCGGGGCCAGCAGCCAGCCAGCCUCCAGUCAGGAGCUGAACCUCCAAGCUCUAAACCUGCAGAGCGUCAAAAACGGGCCAAGCGCGGCCGGCGGGAGCAGCCUCCCUCGCCACCUUUGCAGCGCCCUGUCUAAAGGCUCUGCCGGCAGCGCGGCGGUGAGCGCGGGUGCUGCCGGCACAAAGGGCGGUGCGGCAGGUGCCGGGUUGAAUGCUGCUAGUGCCGGCGUGGUCUCAGGGGGGGACGGCGGCAAGAGCGAGAAGCAGGUGCACCGAGCAGGCGACAGGGACUUGGCCAAAAGCGGCACAGCCGGCACGCAGGAGGGGCACGCGGCCGCGGAGAACCGCAAGCCAGGCUCCCCUUCCGAAAUGAGCACAGGCGAAGAGACCAGCUCGGAUUCAGACCGGGAUUCGGCUUCCUUCCCGGGCGUGGGUCAGAACAUGUCUGUCUCUAUCCAGACGAGCCAGGACUGGAAACCCACCCGCAGCCUGAUCGAGCACGUCUUUGUCACCGAUGUCACCGCUAACCUGAUCACAGUGACGGUCAAGGAGUCCCCCACCAGCGUUGGGUUUUUCAACCUACGGCAAUACUGA
Gavia stellata (red-throated loon) is the source of this 1602-nucleotide messenger RNA. RefSeq names its product chromobox 2 (gene CBX2). Gene Ontology annotation, cellular component: heterochromatin; PRC1 complex. The coding region runs from base 1 to 1602 and encodes 533 amino acids. Lineage: Eukaryota; Metazoa; Chordata; Aves; Gaviiformes; Gaviidae. The record is from RefSeq and is a predicted model, not a curated record. The transcript is spliced from 5 exons. Gene Ontology annotation, biological process: negative regulation of transcription by RNA polymerase II.